GGGAGAGGAAGUGGGGCAGCAGGCCAUCGGAGCUCUUGGAUCUGCUGCACGGAGCCCUGGGCCCCAUCGCGGCCACCUCCAAUGCGGCACAGCCGAGCUGCUGGGAGUGAGCAGGCAGAAGGCCGCCAUGGGACCCCACUGCCCUGGAGGCCCAUCCUCCCUGGCCCUCUGCCUCAUCCUGGCUCCUGGGACCCUGGCAGGGACCUGCACCGGCCGGCAUCCCGGGCUGAGAGCUAUGAGAGCGGCCAUGCCUUCCGGGCCUACUCCAGGCAAGGAUAUGAAGACCCCUACUGGCAAUACCCAGCAGCUGCCUACAGGGACAACUAUGCUUACCAAAGCCACCAGUGGCAGCCCACAGCCUGGCAGGGCGACAGAGAUGUGACAUGGGUUAAGCCUCACAGCAAGAGUACUGCUUAUAGGGACCAGCACUACUACAAGGGCUACCACCCCAACCUGGCUGCCAGCCCCUCAGGGCAGGAUAGGUCCCAGACCUAUGAUGCAUAUAAGGAGGGCUUCAGGCAUUCAUGGGCUGGGGUCAGCAAUAUGGGGGAGGCCACUGGCCAACCUCAAGAGCCCAGCCUGCUCCAGAAGUACCGUGAGUCAGGACUCAGCUCUAGUGGCUAUGAGCUCAGCCAAUACAUCCGUGAUGGAGCUGAACCGGACACUGUGUUUUCGGGGAGCUGGAGCCCUGUGCAAAGAGGAGGGUCCUUGGAGUCAGCUGUGGUGGCACCCCUCAAGUACCCACAGCCACAUGUGCCAGUCUGCUUGGGAGCUGGAGGGCAACUGGUGCUGGUGUGUCCCCACCGCCCCACUGAAGGGCAGCUCCCCCUGGUUGAGCUGCACAGCCUAGAGGUAAUCCUUCAAGGCACGAAAGAUCAGGAGGAGCUUCAGGCCUUCCCAGGGCCCCUGGCCAGGGAAGAUCUGCACAAGGUAGAUGUGAUGACAUUUUGCCAGCAAAAGAUAGCCUCAAGCUGUGAUCUCUCAACACAGAGAGGCAGAGAUUCAGCUCUUCUCUGGAAAUUCCUGGUCCUCCUCUGCCGACAGAAUGGGUCCACGGUGGGCUCGGACGUGGCGGAGCUGCUGAUGCAGGACCGCAGUCAACAGGAGAGAUACAAGAGGCAGGAGCCGGCGUUGGGCCCCGUCAGCCUGGUGGAUGAGGAGUGGCGGCAACUGGGGACACUGGACCUCAUCACAGGGGAAGUCCCUCCUGUGGUGGAGACACAGGCACAGAUAGUGGAGAAGUUCACCAAGCUCCUCUACUAUGGCAGAAAGAAAGAUGCACUGGUUUGGGCCAUGAGAAACCAGCUGUGGGGCCAUGCUCUCUUCCUGUCCAGCAAGAUGGACCCUCGGACCUACAGUUGGGUGCUUACUGGGUUCACCAGCACGUUGGCCACCAAUGACCCUCUGCAGACCUUCUUCCAGCUCAUGUCAGGAAGGAUCCCGCAGGCAGUGCAGAGCUGCGGGGAUGCCAGGUGGGGAGACUGGAGGCCCCACCUGGCUGUGCUGCUGUCCAACAAGGUGGGAGACCUGGAGCUGAACCACCGGGCCAUCGUCACCAUGGGAGACACCUUGGCUGGCAAGGGAGCAGUGGAGGCAGCUCACUUCUGCUACCUGAUGGCAGAUAUUCCAUUUGGUUACUUUGGGGUGAAGGCAGACCGCAUGGCUCUGCUGGGCAGCAGCCACCGCCAGGCAUUCACCCAUUUUGCCACCACCGAGGCCAUUCAGCGCAUGGAAAUCUUUGAGUACUGCCAGCAGCUGCGGCACCCCACAUCCUUCCUGCUCCCAUUCCAGGUGUACAAGCUCCUCUAUGCCUCUCGCCUAGCUGACCAUGGGAUGCCAGCCCAAGCACUGCUCUACUGUGAGCAGAUCGCUACUGUGCUCCUUCAGCAGGACCCAACCAGCCACCCCGUCCUGGCCCAGCAACUGACCAAGCUGGCUGAGCGACUGAAGCUCUGUGACCCACUGCUACUGGAGAUGCCUGAGCAGGACCUGGCGCUGGAGCCUGAGUGGCUGCUGCAGCUCCGUACCCACUGCCAACACUGCGAGGUGCAGGAUGACCUCACUCCAGAGGUGGCACCAACCCAGCCAGAGCCCUGGGAUACUGCAGCCACCCCAGGCAGAGAGAUGGACCAUGAACAGCCUCAGAGCGAUGGCCCCCAGCAUGAGCAGUGGUAUCAGCCUCCUGUGCCUGAUCCCCACCAGGAUGCGUCCAUCCAGCCCCAGGAGGUUGCAGUGUUGGGCAUGGGGCUGACUUCCCAGGAAGAACUUUGCCCUGAGCCCUCUCUGCAGGCAGUGCCAACAGCAGGUGAUGCUGAGGAGCCCCAGGAUGCCCAUAGGGUGCAGCAGCCGGUGCUGGCAGAGCUGGAAUUAAACACAAGGGCUCGCUCGGCCUCAGAGAGCUCCACGGCAUCCCUGGAGGAAGGCAGCCAGACAUCCUCAGACAGCACUGCUGAGGAGCUGGAGGGGGCAUCGGAGGACAAGAGCUCUGGAUUCCGAUGGUUUGGCUGGUUUCGGUCCAAGCCCCAGAGGGAAUCCUCUCCCAAAGCCACGACCUCAGGCUCCCCCAUGCCAGGACUGCAGGAUCGGAGGUCCCCAUCCCCACCCAGUGCUGUCCCUUCUGCUCAGCCCCCAGCAUCCCCAUCUCCUUACAGAAACCCCGUGUCGAUCGACAUGAAGGGCCAGUGGGAUGCAGAUGGCCAUGAGCCCAGCUCCCAGCAGCCAGGGAUGGUUCCGCUUUUCAACCCUGCGCAGGUUUCCCAGCUCGCUGCUGCCCGGCCCACCCAACCCAGACUGCUCUCGCAGCGCCGCUACCCCAACCCACUGUGAGUGGGGGUUGGUGUGUGUGUGUGUAAUGCUCAGAGAAAACAACAGCACUUUGUGGA
Messenger RNA from Lagopus muta (rock ptarmigan), 2882 nucleotides. RefSeq names its product SEC16 homolog B, endoplasmic reticulum export factor (gene SEC16B). Gene Ontology annotation, biological process: Golgi organization; autophagy; COPII vesicle coat assembly. Lineage: Eukaryota; Metazoa; Chordata; Aves; Galliformes; Phasianidae. The transcript has 26 exons. The record is from RefSeq and is a predicted model, not a curated record. The coding region runs from base 82 to 2826 and encodes 914 amino acids. Gene Ontology annotation, cellular component: endoplasmic reticulum exit site; ER to Golgi transport vesicle membrane.